AUGGCAGCAAAAGCAGCAUUUACCUAUUCGAUUGGCUCCCCGUAUGUCAACCCGAAAACCAAACUUCCCCAUCAGAUUAAGUCGAGAACUCUAACUCUGAGAUCCCAAUACUUUCUCAGAGGUUACAGUGGCCUGAAGGCUGUUGCUGAUAUAACUUGUGAAUCAGAAACCUCUUUCCUAGGGACGGAAAGUAAUGCAGCUCUACAACAAACUUUUGCAUCAAGAACCCAAAAUUGCAGUCAAAUUUCUCAAUAUCGCUUAAACCCUCAAGCAUCGUGUUAUAAAGUGGCUAUCCUUGGUGCUGCAGGAGGGAUUGGACAGCCUCUCUCACUUCUGAUUAAAAUGUCUCCUUUAGUUUCAGACAUACAUCUUUAUGAUAUAGCCAACGUGAAAGGAAUUACUGCAGAUCUCAGUCACUGCAACACACCAGCUCAAGUACUGGGUUUUACUGGCACUUCUGAGCUAGCCGACUCCUUAAGGGGUGUGGAUGUUGUUGUUAUUCCAGCAGGGGUCCCAAGAAAGCCUGGUAUGACUCGGGAUGACCUCUUCAGCACAAAUGCCAAUAUUGUCAAGAGUUUGAUCGAGACUGUUGCUGACAGCUGCCCUGAAGCGUUCAUCCAUAUCAUAACUAACCCGGUGAACUCCAUGGUUCCCAUUGCAGCAGAACUGCUGAAGCAAAAGGGGGUUUAUGACCCAAAGAAGCUCUUUGGAGUUACCACGUUGGAUGUUGUAAGAGCAAACACAUUUGUUGCUCUGAAGAAAAACUUGAAGCUGAUUGAUGUUGAUGUCCCUGUGGUGGGAGGGCAUGCUGGAAUCACCAUAUUGCCCCUCUUGUCGAAAACGAGGCCAUCAGUGAGUUUUACCGAUGAGGAAGUGGACAAACUGACUCUGAGGAUCCAAAACGCAGGAACAGAAGUGGUGGAGGCCAAGGCUGGGGAAGGUUCUGCUACGCUGUCUAUGGCAUAUGCUGCUGCACGAUUUGUGGAGUCAUCUCUGAGGGCUUUGGAUGGAGAUGCAGAUGUUUAUGAGUGUGCUUAUGUGGAGUCGACUUUGACUGAACUUCCUUUCUUUGCCUCACGAGUUAAGCUUGGUAAGAAAGGCGUUGAGGCAUUUAUUUCCUCUGACUUGCAGGGAUUGACCGAGUAUGAGACCAAGGCAUUAGAGGCUCUGAAGCCUGAACUCAAGGCUAGUAUAGAUAAAGGGGUGGCUUUUGUCCACAAACAACCUGUGGCUGCAUAAAUUCAUACUAAUUCUUAAAGAGUCAAGAGUAGUAAAUAAAACAUGCUACAGUUGAACCUUCUGUGA
This is a messenger RNA of Beta vulgaris subsp. vulgaris (sugar beet), 1305 nucleotides long. RefSeq names its product malate dehydrogenase, chloroplastic. The transcript has a single exon. Gene Ontology annotation, biological process: tricarboxylic acid cycle; malate metabolic process. The coding region runs from base 1 to 1239 and encodes 412 amino acids. Gene Ontology annotation, cellular component: mitochondrion; cytoplasm. Gene Ontology annotation, molecular function: L-malate dehydrogenase (NAD+) activity. The record is from RefSeq and is a predicted model, not a curated record. Lineage: Eukaryota; Viridiplantae; Streptophyta; Magnoliopsida; Caryophyllales; Amaranthaceae.